Molecule: messenger RNA, 2734 nt
Organism: Biomphalaria glabrata
Lineage: Eukaryota; Metazoa; Mollusca; Gastropoda; Planorbidae
Product: asparagine--tRNA ligase, cytoplasmic-like
Exons: 17
Coding region: 430-2079 (549 amino acids)
Biological process (GO): asparaginyl-tRNA aminoacylation
Cellular component (GO): cytoplasm
Molecular function (GO): nucleic acid binding; asparagine-tRNA ligase activity; ATP binding
Source: RefSeq, a predicted model, not a curated record
UUGUUUCGUGUGAUAGAUACAAUGUACCGGUUUCACAUCUAAAUCUACAAUCUGUGUUUGAGCACGACGAUGAUGUAAUAUUAAGAAACAGUAAAUUAUGUGUCGAUAGUCUUUAUUUUCAACCAUAACAAGUAAAUUGCACCAUUUAGAUCUCUAUAAAAUCGAGCUGGAUCUAAACCACCAUUAGCCUUUUGAUAAACCAAAGGCUAAAAAGUAAAAGUUAGUGCUAAGGCUAAACGUCCUCAUUCAAUCAAGACGAGUAUCGGAGUAACUCAACUCACCAUAUAAGCCAUAUUCAUAACUUACACAUAAGUUUUGGCGUAAGCCGUAAGGCCCACAGACGCAACAUCGCAAGAGUCAAGACAGUGUCGAGUGUGUGAUUUUGAAACAUAAGAAUCGAUAGACCUAAAGAUACAAGAUUGUUAAUCAAUGGCUACCUUAACUGAAAUCUACACAUCUGAAACUAAAGGAGAUGACACAACAGGAGAUGGCUCGAAAGAUAAACCAGUGAAAAGUGUAUUGCAGGCUAUGAGAUUGGCUGGUAAAGAACCAUUUCCAGUUAUCUAUUGUGACUCUAAAAAAGAAGGAGAGAUUUAUGAACCAGUAGCCAAAUCGCAAUUGAAAAAAGUACAAAAGAUUUGGCAGAGAGAGCAAUAUAAGAAGGCAGAUGCAGAAGAUGCCACUCAAAAAGAUGCAGAAAGGAGAGAAAAAAAUUUGGAAGAUGCUAAAAAAAUUACUAUUGAACAAGAUGCUAGCUUGCCUGCACCACAAGAGAUCAAAUUAAGAGAUUCUGUGAAGACAAGAGAUGUCAGAGUGAAAAUUUUUGGUUGGGUCCAUCGGCUGAGACGUCAAGGUAAAAACCUAAUGUUUGUCAUACUUAGAGAUGGAACAGGCUUUCUUCAAUGUGUUUUUGCAGAUAAACUGUGCCAAACAUAUGAUGCAGUCACCUUAGCAACAGAGGCUUCAAUAGCAGUUUAUGGUGUCAUUAGGAAAUUGCCUGAAGGAAAAACUGCUCCAGAUAAUCAUGAGAUGGCUGUUGACUUCUGGGAACUUGUUGGUCCCUCACCACCAGGUGGAGCUGACAACUUGCUCAAUGAGGAUGCUCAUCCAGAUGUACAGUUAGAUAACAGGCAUAUGAUGAUUAGAGGAGAAAAUACUGCCAAAAUUUUAAAGAUGAGAUCAGUUAUUGUCCAUUGCUUCAGGGAACAUUUCUUUGACCGUGGUUACUUUGAAUUGACACCACCAACAAUAGUGCAGACUCAGGUAGAGGGUGGAUCAACCUUAUUUAAACUCAACUACUUUGGUGAAGAGGCAUACUUAACUCAAAGUUCUCAGCUCUACUUAGAAACAGCUAUUCCAGCCAUGGGGGAUGUCUUUUGUAUGGCCCAGUCAUACAGGGCAGAGGUAUCCAAAACAAGACGCCAUCUUGCUGAAUACACCCAUUGUGAGGCGGAAUGCCCUUUUAUUACAUAUGAGAAACUUUUGGAUAAAAUUGAGGAUCUAGUAUGUGAUGUUGUGGAUCGUGUUCUCAAGUCACCUUAUGGUCCCAUUGUGUUUGAGCUCAAUCCAGACUUUAAACCACCCAAGAAGCCAUUUAGAAGAAUGGACUACACUGAUGCCAUUGUCUGGUUAAAAGAAAACAAUGUAACUAAGGAGGAUGGUACAUCCUAUGAAUUUGGAGAUGACAUUCCUGAAGCACCUGAAAGGAAAAUGACUGACACUAUUAAUGAGCCAAUUAUGUUGUGCCGUUUUCCUGCAGAAAUAAAAUCUUUCUACAUGCCGAGAUGCAAAGAAGACAACAGAUUAACUGAAUCGGUUGACCUUUUGAUGCCUAAUGUUGGUGAGAUUGUAGGAGGCUCUAUGAGGAUCUGGAGACAAGAGGAACUUGAAGCUGGUUUUAAAAGAGAGGGCAUCGAUACAAGUCCUUACUACUGGUAUUUUGAUCAGACCAAGUAUGGGAGCUGUCCCCAUGGCGGCUAUGGACUAGGUGUUGAACGUUUCCUAUGUUGGAUACUAAACAGAUAUCAUAUCCGUGAAGUGUGUGCUUACCCUCGAUUUGUUGGCAGGUGUAAACCUUAAGCACAAUGCUUGCUAGAAACAUCUCUUUGGAAUAAUUGCAAUGUUUUUGUUUGAAUGGCUUCAAAACUAUACAACUUAUUCUACGGUCAUCAUAUGUUUUAAUUAACCAUUGUCUGUAUGUUAUUGUUCAGGUAAUAUGUUUUUUGUCAGAAAUAAAAUGUAAACAUGAAAACCUAACUAUUUGUGUGAUUGAAAAAUGUUUCUAUUUGUAAGAAAGUACAGUUUUUUGUUUUUAUUUCUUGAAACUUAAUAUUUGAAACUGGUUUGUUAUAAUGUGAAUAUCUUACACUUAAAAACUUUAUAAUGUUAAUACCUUACACUUUACUGUGUAAUAGUUUAUUUGUGUUUCAAUUAGUAAUAUCUCUAUUAUUGACUUUCUAAAGGAUCUUUUAGAAUUCCUGCUGCAAGUCAUGUUCAUUGUCUGAUAGUUGGUGGUGGCAGCUUGUUGAGUAAACAAUUUGUGAUCAACAUUGUCUAGUGUAUUGUUUUAGUCAAGCUUUGAAUCCAUGAGCAGAAGACAGUCUCCUUGUGGUCAUGUACUUCUUCAAAUAGUUUUAGAGGAUUUAUUGCCUUUGCCUUUGUGUGUUUGUCUGCUUUCAUGUCUGUCACAUUGAGUUUUACUUAACCUGUUCACAAUAAACUUUCACUUUAAGAA